CAGCGUAGGCAGCAGAGCCUCCCAGAUGGCUGAGUUGGAUCUGAUGGCUGCAGGUCCACUGCCCGGGGCCACCACUCACCCUCUAGCCCCUCUCAGCCCAGACUCUGGGUCGGCCAGCCUGGCAGAAGAAGAGGACGUCAGUUCCCUGGGAAGGCCCUGGGGGGAGACAGAUGGACAGGGCAGCAGCUCCACAGAGCAGGGAGCUCCUGACAGCAAGGGGGAAAAGGAGAUCCUGUGUGACUUCUGCCUGGGGACCAGCAGGGUGAAGGCGGUGAAGUCUUGUCUGACCUGCAUGGUGAAUUACUGCGAGGAGCACCUGCGGCCACACCAGGAGAAUAGCAAACUGCACAGCCAUCAGCUGACCGAGCCGGUGAAGGACUGUGACCUGCGCACCUGCCCUGCCCACCACAGCCCGCUGGUCUCCUUCUGCUGCCCUGAUCGGCAGUGCAUCUGUCAGGAGUGUGGCCAGGAGGAGCACAGGGGUCACACCACAGUCUCUCUGGAUGCAGCCCGCAGGGACAAGGAGGCUGAACUUCGGUGCACCGAGUUAGACCUGGAGCAGAAACUCAAGCUGAAUGAAAAUGCCAUCGCUAGGCUCCAAGCCAACAAUAAAUCUGUCUUGGUGUCGGUGUCAGAGGUGAAGGUGGUGGCCGAAGAGCAGUUUGGGGAACUCCUUGCUGCUGUGAGGAAAGCCCAGGCUGACGUGAUGCUCUUCUUGGAGGAGAAGGAGCAAGCUGCUCUCAGCCAGGCCAACAGCAUCAAGAGCCACCUGGAGUACAGGAGCGCAGAGAUGGUGAAGAGCAGGCAGGAGCUGGGGAGGAUAGCGGCCAUCAGCAACACGGUCCUGUUCCUGGAGGAGUACUGCAAGUUUAAGAAUGCUGGAGACAGCGCCUCCCCCAGUGUUUACAUAGGGCUAAAGGACAAGCUCUCGGGCAUCCGCAAGGUCAUCACGGACUCCUCUGUGCACUUAAUCCAGUUGCUGGAGAACUACAAGGACAAGCUCCAGGAGUUCGCCAAGGAAGAGGAGUACGACAUCAGAACUCAAGUAUCUGCCGUGGUUCAGCACAAAUACCGGAUCUCAAAUCCUGAGCCCAGCACGAGGCAACAGUUCCUCCAGUAUGCGCAUGACAUCACGUUUGACCAGGACACGGCCCACAGGUAUCUCCGGCUACAGGAGGACAACCGCAAGGUCACCAACACCACUCCCUGGGAGCAUCCCUACCUGGACCUUCCCAGCAGAUUCCUGCACUGGCGGCAGGUGCUGUCCCAGCAGAGUCUGUACCUGCACAGGUACUAUUUCGAGGUCGAGAUCUUUGGGGAAGGCAUCUAUGUUGGCCUGACCUGCACAGGCAUCGACCGGAAAGGGGCAGAGCGAAACAGUUGCAUUUCUGGAAACAACUUCUCUUGGAGCCUCCAUUGGAAUGGGAAGGAGUUCAAGGCGUGGCACAGUGACACAGAGACCCCUCUCAAAGCUGGCUUUUUCCGGAGGCUGGGGAUCUAUGUCAACUUCCCAGGAGGGACCCUUUCCUUCUAUGGUGUAGAGUAUGAUGCCAUGACUCUGAUUCACAAGUUUGACUGCAAGUUUUCAGAACCAGUCUAUGCUGCCUUCUGGCUUUCCAAGAAGGAAAAUGCCAUUCGGAUUGUAGAUCUGGGUGAGGAACCCAAGAAGCCAGCACCGUCCUCGGUGGAGGCUGCUCCUUAGACUCCAGGAUCCAUAUCCCAGACCUUUGCUAACCACAACGAUGGGCUGCAGCUUGCAUCUUAAGGGUGACUUGGGGGCAGAUGUUUCUCCCAGUGGUAGCUGGCUUUAGAAAUCAUGUGGGUCUGCGAGUGAGGAGAAAGUUCCCCGGCUGCUCUCUUGUGCUUCAUGCAGGUGCUGUUCUCUAUAUAUUUCUAAUCAUGCUUAGGUGCCAGUCUCCCUCAUCAUCACAGGUGAAUGUCACACUGUGGUAGUUUCCCAGGGGGGAGGGGGAAAUCUGGUAUGCACAGGGAUGGGGAAUAGGUCUAUGUCCAGGACUUACCCCACAGAUGUAGUUUGUUUAAGCAAGAAAACUCAAAGCUCAUAUAAAAGUAACCAUUUAAGUGUCUCCUUACCUGUCUUGACCUUCACUUCCCUGUGAGAUAUUUUUGUCUAUUAGUUUUUAGGUUCAAGACUUUUCUUCCUGUUAUAAAAGAUCAAAGCAAAAUUAAGAAUGAAGUAAUGCCCUCUUUUCUAAGAGCAGGACCUAUGCCACUUAAGAUAGCCCCUCCAUUGUGUGAAAGUUAGGC
Molecule: messenger RNA, 2268 nt
Organism: Galeopterus variegatus (Sunda flying lemur)
Lineage: Eukaryota; Metazoa; Chordata; Mammalia; Dermoptera; Cynocephalidae
Gene: TRIM16
Product: tripartite motif containing 16
Exons: 6
Coding region: 26-1702 (558 amino acids)
Molecular function (GO): protein binding; zinc ion binding
Source: RefSeq, a predicted model, not a curated record